Messenger RNA from Bathycoccus prasinos, 1281 nucleotides. RefSeq names its product putative outer membrane protein. Bases 1 to 1281 code for a protein of 426 amino acids. The transcript is spliced from 2 exons. NCBI's taxonomy places the organism in Eukaryota, Viridiplantae, Chlorophyta, Mamiellophyceae, Mamiellales, Bathycoccaceae. The record is from RefSeq and is a predicted model, not a curated record.
AUGAAAAACCCCCUCUCACCUAAAGUUGUUGUUGUUCGCGCGCUGCUGCUUUCGGGGUUAGCGCUUCCGCUGUGCAUCGCAUCAUCGAUAUCGACAAACACGCCAGCUUCGCCGUGUUUUCAAGUUCUCAACGACUUGUUGGAAGAAAGCGGCAAAGUUUCCGCGCAAAACGGUCGCACUUCAUCAGUUUCGUCUUCCUUGUUCUCAAACGCCGUUCAAUAUGCGUUGUCUGCUGGGGUCAACAAUCGAGCCACGUCGGAAGGGAGCACGAGUUUAGGUAUCGGAUCCUCGUCUUCAGCGAGAGGUAGCUUCGCGUCUGGAGUGUUUGCAAACGCUGCGGCAGAAGGUGCGAGUUCUUUCGGAGGGGGCACGGAUGCGACUGGCGUUUUAUCUGCUGCUCUCGGAACGUAUACAAGAGCGUCGGGCGUUUCGAGCAUGGCUACGAAUGUUGGGUCGGAGGCGACGAGCGAUGCCUCCUUUGCUGCAAAUUUAUUAACGAAAGCGACAGGAAUUGCUUCUUCAAGCUUCGGCAAACAAACUAUCGCGAGCGGUGACUACGCAAACGCAUUUGGUGAGAGAUCAGAAGCAAGGGGAAGAUCGAGCAUGGUAUCCGGAGAGCGCAACCGAGCAAACGGGAGAGCUUCUGUGGCAUCAGGUUUGUUGAGCUUAGCGCAAGGAGCUGGAAGUUUCGCACAAGGCCUUCUCGCGCAAUCCUAUGGAUCUGGAGGAUUCGCGAGCGGUAUUAUGGCCCGUAGCUUUGGUGAAGGAAGCGGCGCGUUGGGUAUAUCUUCAUUCGCGGCAGGUUUGUCCAGUUUUGCAAACGGUUUGAACGUUCGCGCUAAUCUUGGUAUUGCCAAUUUCGCAUCCGGGGCAAAUUCGCAAGCGUCUGGUCGUUUGGCGUCUGCGGCGUUCAAUCUAAACACUACCGCCGGUGGAAGUGCGAGUGCGUCUUUCGGCAACGGCACUUUAACGAAAGCAGAAACGAGCUUUGUCAUCGGUCGAAACAACGCGAUUGAAGUCAACGCCUCGAAUUCUUUCGUGGGUGGUGAAAAUUCGAUCGCCUAUGACGCAAAUAGUUUCGUCUUUGGCAAAAAUGUCGUUUCAAGAGGUGAGAAUAACGCCGUUUUCGGCGGCACGGUAUACGCGGAUAAUUUUAAGUUAUCCAAGGGCACGUUUGGUGACAUCGGGAAAAUGGCGGAUCGUAUCAAUGAGUUAGUGCGUGUGGCGCAAAACUUGAACGACCGCGUCACGGAGAUAGAGUUAAAGUACAUUGGGAAGUAA